Molecule: messenger RNA, 792 nt
Organism: Microthlaspi erraticum
Lineage: Eukaryota; Viridiplantae; Streptophyta; Magnoliopsida; Brassicales; Brassicaceae
Source: the annotation of a GenBank genome assembly
AUGUACUCUUCAUAUUCUCUAUCCGAACGCCUGGUUUUGGUCCAUUUCUUGGCUGUACAACUCCUCCUCAUACGCAGCGUUUCAUCCCUGAACCUUACCAAUGCGUAUUUGCACCACAAAUGCCUUGUCAAUCAAGGGAACUAUAAGCCUGGAAGUGAGUACGAAAAAAACCUCAACUUUCUCAUCCGAAGCAUCUCUACGGAAAAUUUUAAGAGCGGUUUUGAAGGCCUGUCUUUUGGUGAAGGUUCCAGUCGCGUCGCCAUCAGAUUCUUGUGUCGCGGCGACUCCUACGGCUCCAUCUGCUUUCCUUGUUAUGCCACCGCUGUUGCUGGGCUACGUAGGAGAUGUGAGAGAAACAAAGCGGGGAUAAUAUGGUACGACCAAUGUUUUCUCGAGGUUAGUAAUAUCGAAAUCCCAGUUCCAAGGAAGAUCGAUCAAGAGAAUAGUUUCUCAAUGCACAAUCCAAGCAACGUGAACGGGGAUAUACAGUCGUUUAACAAGAAGACGGAAGAUUUCCUCUACAGCUUGAUCCCGAUAGCCACCCGUUCUCCAGGGGCUGGCAACGAACCUAUAUUUUACGCUGCUGGGGAGACGAUGCUAGGGACGAAGAAACUGUAUGCGAUGGUGCAGUGUACGAAAGACAUAGCCGUAUGUAAGGGUUGUUUGGAAUGGAGUAUCGGACAGCUUUCCAAGUGUUGCGUUGGUAAACAAGGAUCUAGAGUUUUGAGUACGACAUGUAAUUUGAGGUAUGAGCUAUACCCUUUUAUGAGGGAGGACUUGAAGCCUGUUUGA